Oryza brachyantha (malo sina) is the source of this 1098-nucleotide messenger RNA. RefSeq lists its product as uncharacterized. NCBI's taxonomy places the organism in Eukaryota, Viridiplantae, Streptophyta, Magnoliopsida, Poales, Poaceae. The record is from RefSeq and is a predicted model, not a curated record. The transcript is spliced from 9 exons. The coding region runs from base 1 to 798 and encodes 265 amino acids.
AUGGCUGCGUCGGCGGCGGGCGGCGAGCCCCAGAAGCAGCUCCUCUCCAUCAUCCGCGACUUCGCCGCCGAGAAGUCCCACGGCGAGCGGAGGGUGUCGGACCUGAAGCGGCGGCUGGACGACGUGCGGGCCGCCUCCGACGCGGCCGCGGCGGAGCUCGGGGCCGCGAAGCGCGCGCGGGAGGACGCGGAGCAGGAUCUGCGGGGGAGCCAGGUGCAGGUCGCCAUCGCCGCCGCGUCCGUCCAGGCGCUCGAGGCGACGAUCUCGCAUCUGCAGGAGGAAAUAUCGAAGGAGGGAUCUGAUCUGGACGCGCUUAAGUGCAAGGCAGACAUUGAGAGAGAUGAGUUUAUCAACCAGAUGAAUCAUUUAAACACAAAGAUAAGGCAGUUUCAAAAGAACGUUUCUGUCGAAUUAAAAGGAGAGAAGUGCUCUGAGCUGCCAUCAGGAGAAGGCCAACAUUUCAUAGACAGGAGCGACAUCAUGGAGUCAGAAGAUACUUUGAAAGGUUUAAUCGACAAGGUGAACAAUGCCAAUGCUGAGGUGCACACGUUAGAAGAAGAGUAUCAAAAAGAUCUGCGCGAUCAUGAUAAGGUUCGUCAGGAGUUGGCUGAUAUCCAGGCGAAGAGAGCUCUUAUGGAGGCCGUGAUGGGAGAGAUGAAGCAACUGCAGGAGCUCGGAGAGCGGACAGCCGAAAUGGAGAAAGCGCACGCUUCACUUGCAGAUGAGUUGCAGAGGCGGUACACGUGCCCUGGCUGUGGAGUCAACAACAUGGUUGGGUUGGAGGAGGCGGCCAGCUGAAGAAGGGCCCUAGUUUCUGUGCAUAGACAAGCUUCGACAGAGAUGGGUGUGAAUGGUUGCUGCUGAACGAGUUAUGGGUCGAGUAAUCUUCAGGUAAAAACUACGAUUGUUCAGCUGAGAGCGUGCUGCUUGAGUAGCAGUGUGCGUUUGCCUUUCCCACAUGAUAUGGAUAGAAGGAUGAGAUAGGUAUUGGCUGGUAAAUGGUAAAUGAAAUAUCACUAAAAUGGUUUGCAGUUUGCAUUAGGUUGAAUCCUUGUGUUAUCACACAAGCCCGUUCUUUUUAGCUGUUUGGGCUUAGUU